UACGCGUCCGUGGUAUUAGGAGCUACCAGAGUGUUUAGUGUGUGACUACCAAGAUCGCUUUACCCCCGCCCUUACUAGUUGUCGAGGCUAGGCUAUGCAUUGGUGGUAUUGGGAGUUACGCGAGUGUUUGUUUAGUUUGUGACACCACGACCACUGUACCAACUCACUUACUAGUUGUAUAGGCAUUGGUGGUAUUGUGUGUUACAGAAACUAAGAAUGGAUGGAAUCAACUACGGUUACGAUAGUGCCCGCUCAACAUGUGCUCAGGUCCUUGCAACUAUGGCGUUUGAAUGCCUGAUGUUCAAUGUUGGCAUUAUCAUUGGCAUGCCAGUGAUAGUGAUAGGGGCCCUCAGACUUCCUGGAAGUGACUUCUCACUAACAGACGACGAGGCGUCAUGGUUUGCCGGACUAAUCUUCAUAGCCCAGCCUCUAGGUAGCGUGGUAUCUGGUUUUCUACAGGAUCAGCUGGGUCGCAAGCUCUGCAUGAUGGUGGUCAACAUUCCUCAGCUAAUGGCGUGGGUUGCUUUGCACUACGCCACCUCAGCCACCACGCUGUUCGUCUCCGUCGCCACCAUGGGUCUGAGUCUAGGCUUCAUGGAGGCGCCGGUUCUUUCGUACAUUGGAGAGAUCAGCGAGCCUAGACUUCGAGGAGUUCUCAGCAGCCUAGGCGGGAUCUUUUUCAACUUCGGCCUCGUUGUGUCCGCCUUCAUAGGAGCCUCUACUGACUGGAGAACAAUGAUGCUAUGGAGUGCACUGUCUCCUAUAUUGGCGUUCCUGGCCUUAUCACUGGUACCAGACUCACCUGCCUGGCUGGUGACUAAAGGUCGUGUGAAGGAUGCUGAGAAAGCCUUCCAGUGGCUGAGAGGAUGGGUGUCUCCGGAGAUGGUCAAGGAAGAGCUAGACACCCUCAUUUCUUAUGUUCGCAACUCCGGCCAAGCAUCUACUAGGGUCCUAAACCUCCUCGAGUAUCAAGUUGUAGCAACUGAAGAAGGUGGUACUACUCCCAGCCAUGCUACCAAAUCUCAGCUGGAGAUAUUCCUUCACCCUUCUGUACAAAGACCUCUUCGUUUAAUCGUCACAUUUUUCUUCAUCACCUCCUGUACUAGUCUAACAGCUAUGAAGCCGUUUUUUGUCGAGUUUUUGACAAGCCUUAACUUGCCGAUCAGGCCGAAUAUGGUCAUUUUCCUCGGCACCGGCCUGGUCUUCCUCGGGGCUAUCACGUCCACUCUCCUCAUGAGACGCGUGGGCAAGAGAGGUCUCACGUUCAGUUCCCUGGGCCUAGGCGUGGUCUGCUGCUUCGGCCUAGGUCUCUACCUCAUCUUCAACCUACACGUCCCCUGGCUGGUGAUCACCCUGGUCUGCUUGAUGAACUUCGCCGCCACUCUAGGCAUGCUACCCGUCCCCUGGAUCCUGAUAUCAGAGGUGUUUCCACUCAAAGGCCGUGGUGUAGCCAGUGGCGUAUCGGCAGCUAUUGGAUAUCUCCUCAUGUUCAUCAUUAUCAAGACGUACUUCAACGUCGUGUACCUGAUAGGUGAAUCAGGAGCUCUCUUCCUCUACGGGACCGUGGGUCUCCUCGGCAUAGUCUACCUGUACUUCAACCUUCCAGAGACUGAGGGAGUCCCUUUGCAGGAGAUCGAGAAAAUAUUCUACAACGAGGAGACGACUGACAGAUGUGACAACGGGAAACACUCUGCCAAACGAGAAAACGAACUGCGCUCACACGUGUAGCACUCGUUGUGUAUGAAUUUGACUUGUUUGAUUACAAGUCCAUCAACGUGAUGUUUAUUUGUAAAGGAGUUGUUUACUUUAUUUAGUUAAGGUAUAGACAUACGAAAAAAGAUUUAUGUAAAAAGGUCAUGUUGUAUCUGUCAGUUAUAGUAAUUUUGCAAUAGUAUAUGCGUUUAGUUAACUUAGUUAUUUUUCAACAAUUAGAAUUUUAGUCUACAUUGUUGUUACUAGAACUUUAAAUGUGCAAAAUAUGCCAUAGUUUCACUAAGUUCCAUGUGACUCCCUCAAUAGUAGAUUUAUUAAACAGUGUAAUAUAAGUUAGAUACCUACUGUAGAACAAAAAGGGAACAAAAAGUAGUAGUUUGUUAGUGGAUUAUAUUACUUCAUUAGUUGGAUUAGUUGAUUUUGAUAAGUUGAUUAGUUGAAUUAGUAGAUUGAGGUAGUUUGUUAUUGCUCUUCUUAGUAGACUGAUUGGCACAUGUGGCUACAUCCCGAUCCCCUGAUUUCACUCCAAAACAGGGGAGUGAAUCAUCUUUGUUUGAAUUUUAGUUCAUAAACAGUCAAUUGAGUGUUUGUCCAGAAACCUCGUUUACUUUGUACAAUAACUAUGGAAAGGCUUUAAACCGUUAGAUGGGAUAAGAAUCAUCUCCGCGGUACAUUUAGAAGUCUGAAAUACAUACUAGAAAAGGAAUUACUUAAAUUAGUAUUAACUUUUUUGUAUUUAAUUAUGUAUUAUACUAGAUUAUAUAACCAUUUACUGUAAAUAAUCGUUUUCAGUAUUCAGUAGAAUUAAUUAGAUUGUUUUCUACAAUAUAGAGUACGAAUACUGUUUAAUAGCUAAAUUUUAAGGUAAUUUUGAGCUCUCAUAAAGUGUAGGGUAAUAUUGUUUUCUAUAGUAGUUUAUCUUAUGUUUAUUACGAUAUUUUUCCGACUUAUUUACAAUUGCUGUAACAAACUCCAGAGGAGGGUAAAAAAAUGGCACAGGUGUUAUGAUUUGAUAGGUGUAAGAUUUUAAUUUGUUUAAUAAAUUAAAUUACUUUCUUAUGUA
Molecule: messenger RNA, 2776 nt
Organism: Macrosteles quadrilineatus (aster leafhopper)
Lineage: Eukaryota; Metazoa; Arthropoda; Insecta; Hemiptera; Cicadellidae
Product: facilitated trehalose transporter Tret1-like
Exons: 8
Coding region: 217-1728 (503 amino acids)
Biological process (GO): transmembrane transport
Cellular component (GO): membrane
Molecular function (GO): transmembrane transporter activity
Source: RefSeq, a predicted model, not a curated record